Molecule: messenger RNA, 773 nt
Organism: Pipistrellus kuhlii (Kuhl's pipistrelle)
Lineage: Eukaryota; Metazoa; Chordata; Mammalia; Chiroptera; Vespertilionidae
Gene: IL21
Product: interleukin 21
Exons: 5
Coding region: 144-578 (144 amino acids)
Biological process (GO): immune response; positive regulation of natural killer cell mediated cytotoxicity
Cellular component (GO): extracellular region
Molecular function (GO): cytokine receptor binding
Source: RefSeq, a predicted model, not a curated record
GGUUGCGAUGGGAGGGCGUUAGCUCUCCCUGAAGGAUGAAUAAAUACGCAGCUCCACUGACAACCUGUUCACAGUCAAACGGAGGUGACAACUGAGACCCAGGUCUUGCCCUCCUGGCAAUUCUGAGACCCAGUCCUGGCAACAUGCAGUGGGUAGUCUUCUGCCUGACGGUCAUCUUCUCAGGGGUGGUGGCCCGUAGAUCCAGCCACCAAGGGCAAGAUCUCCUCUUGAUCAGACUGCGUCACCUUAUUGAUACUGUGGAUCAGCUGAAAAAUUAUGUGGAUGACUUGGACCCUGAACUUCUGCCAGCUCCAGAAGAUGUAAAGAGACACUGUGAGCGAUCGGCUUUUUCAUGUUUUCAGAAGGUCCAACUGAAGUCAGCAAACCCAGGAGACAACAAGAUCAACCUAUUAACUAAACAGCUGAUGAGGAAACUACCUCCCACAAAUGCAGAAAGAAAACAGAAACAGAGACUAAUGUGUCCCUCAUGUGAUUCUUACGAGAAAAAACCACCCAAAGAAUUCCUAGAAAGACUAAAAUCACUCAUCCAAAAGAUGAUCCAUCAGCACCUCUCCUAGAGCACGCGGAGUGGAAGGUUCCUGGGGCCUCACUGCAGCUGACACUAUGUGCCGUACUCUAACACAGCAGGGACACUUGCUUCUGGGUAUUUCUGACAGAGGAAUACAAUGUAUUAUGAAGAGGGGAAACUCUGUUCAAAGUCCGGAUUAUUCCCCAUGUUGCUAUGCAAUAUUUCAGUUUAAUCCAGCUGGUCU